This is a messenger RNA of Harpegnathos saltator (Jerdon's jumping ant), 2725 nucleotides long. It is a transcript of the gene Rop, whose product is annotated as Syntaxin-binding protein Rop. Gene Ontology annotation, biological process: vesicle-mediated transport. The coding region runs from base 97 to 1851 and encodes 584 amino acids. Lineage: Eukaryota; Metazoa; Arthropoda; Insecta; Hymenoptera; Formicidae. The record is from RefSeq and is a predicted model, not a curated record. The transcript is spliced from 11 exons.
GUGCCGAUCGAAGCAAUUGCUGCGGCCGCCGCGCCGGAUGCAAUUCGGAGAUCGUAUCGCCAUCUGGCGAGCGGGCGGGCAGUUAGUCCUGGCAAAAUGGCGCUCAAGGCACAAGUCGGUCAGAAGAUUAUGAAUGAGGUGAUCAAGCAGAAGAAGAAGACAACAGGCGGGGUGGAAUGGCGGAUUCUGGUGGUGGACCAGCUCGCGAUGAGGAUGGUGUCGGCGUGCUGCAAAAUGCACGACAUCAGCGCGCAGGGCAUCACCUUGGUGGAGGACAUCAACAAGAAGCGCGAGCCGCUACCAACGAUGGAGGCGAUCUACCUCAUCACGCCGUGCAACUCGUCGGUACAGAAGCUGAUCGACGACUUUAGUAAUCCGACGAGAACCACCUACAAGGUCGCUCAUGUAUACUUCACCGAAGUAUGCCCGGAGGAGCUGUUCAAUGAACUCUGCAAGUCUCUCGCCGCUAAAAAGAUCAAAACCCUCAAAGAGAUCAACAUCGCAUUCCUGCCGUACGAAUCGCAGGUCUUCUCACUGGACUCGCGCGAGACUUUCGCCUGCUUCUACAAUCCGUCUUUCUUCAACCUGAGACCGGCCAACAUGGAGCGCAUCGCCGAACAGAUCGCGACACUCUGCGCCACUCUCGGAGAGUACCCGUCGGUCAGAUAUCGCAGUGACUUCGACCGCAAUGUCGAGCUGGCCCAACUGGUGCAGCAAAAGCUGGAUGCGUACAAGGCUGACGAGCCGACUAUGGGAGAGGGUCCUGAGAAAGCGCGCUCUCAACUGCUAAUCUUGGACAGAGGAUUCGACUGCGUCUCACCUCUCUUGCAUGAACUCACGCUACAGGCCAUGGCGUACGAUUUGUUGGACAUUGACAACGAUGUCUACAGGUUUGAGGCGACGGCAGGACAAGAGAAGGAAGUCCUGUUGGACGAGAACGAUGACUUGUGGGUGGAACUCAGGCAUCAGCAUAUCGCCGUGGUGUCACAGAACGUGACUAAGAACCUGAAGAAAUUCACAGAAUCAAAAAGGAUGCCGCAGGGCGACAAGCAGAGUAUGCGAGAUCUGUCACAGAUGAUCAAAAAGAUGCCGCAGUAUCAAAAAGAAUUGAGCAAAUACGCCACGCACCUGCAGUUGGCCGAGGACUGCAUGAAGCGUUAUCAAGGAAAUGUGGACAAGCUGUGUAAAGUCGAGCAAGACCUGGCUAUGGGCACCGACGCGGAAGGCGAGCGCAUCAAGGACCACAUGAAGAACAUCACGCCGAUCCUCCUCGAUCAGACGGUGAAUCAUCUGGACAAACUGCGCAUCAUCUCUCUGUACGUGAUCAGUAAAAACGGCAUCUCCGACGAGAACCUGAACCGGCUGGUUCAUCACGCUCAAGUGUCAGUCGACGAUAAACAGACCAUCGUUAACAUAGCGAAUCUCGGCAUUAACGUUGUCGUGGAAGGCAAUCGCAAGAAGCUGUACACGGUACAGCGUAAGGAGAGAAUCACGGAGCAGACUUAUCAGAUGAGCCGUUGGACGCCGAUUAUCAAGGAUGUCAUGGAGGACUCCAUCGAGGAUAAACUCGAUUCCAAGCACUUCCCGUUUCUCGCCGGUCGCGCGGCCAGCUCAGGAUAUCACGCACCGACCAGCGCACGAUACGGUCACUGGCACAAAGACAAAGGUCAACAAACUAUCAAGAACGUUCCCCGUUUGAUCGUCUUUAUAGUUGGCGGCGUAUGCUUCUCCGAGAUACGAUGCGCUUACGAGGUGACAAACGCAUUGAAAAACUGGGAGGUCAUCAUUGGCUCGUCCCACGUAAUCACACCAAAGUCGUUCUUGAACGACCUGAGCAAGCUGCACGUCUAAGGUACCGCAUAGACCGAGGAACAGACGACAUUCCCGCACUCUUAAUCUGCCAUUAGCUUCGACUCCAUCAGUAAUACCAGCUAUGAAGCCAUCAAUGAUCUCGAGCACGAAAUUAGUAUGUAAAAGUCGAGCGAACGAACGCAGUGUCAAUUCUUCUUGAGCGAGAGCGCCUCGUUCCGGGCGGAAACGCCGAAAAGCGCACGAGAGGUAUAUGCACCCUCGACGCGACGCAACCGUCAGCCGGCUAACAAUGAAAGUAUUCGUGUAAUAGUCACGCACGAGGGAUCUUGAUCCGAGAGAGUUAUCUAGAAUCAAGUGCCUGCGCGAAUACAUAGUCACCGAUCGGAGAUCGCAUGAGACAUGUUGGCAAUACUGAUGUAGGUCGCGCCAAGGUGCGCAACGGGGGCUCGCGAUCGGGCCUCCGGCGAGGUUCUACAACCACGAGUAUUCGCACCGCCCUUUGUCGGUAAUAAGGGAGGGGAACUCGCGCGGAGGAAUUUCUGUGUGUCGUAGUGGAGGAUCGUGAUAUAUAUUCCUGUACAUUUGUCGUUUAUUAUUAGCGUUGCGUUACCCUCCGCUAUAUCGUUGAGAGAGAGACUCACCGACCACAGACCCGAGUUGGCACUUCAAAGGACGUAGCUCGUACUGGCUCGGCAUCACCGCAGCGGUCGGUUCUGUCACGAUCAAAAGAGUCCGGGUGUCGCGCGUCGCGACGCGCAGCGUUCUCCCCGUACUAAUCUCCGAAUACCUUAGCACCGGCACUGCGCUACGCCACGUUAUUUAUUCGAUAUAAUGUUAUUUUCCCGGACCUACGCUAGUUAGCGACAUACCCCAUACUGGAUGUAAAAUAAAACCGCUAGAUGUACCAACUCGA